AUGUCAUCAUCAAGCCAAAUGAACGAUGUGGAAUGGGCGGAAGAGAGGCAGCGAAUCACCGAUUUUAUGAGCUACUAUCGCGAGGCCAAAGCCCACCUGUGGGAGCCGGCGCGUCGACAGAAGUACUGGAGAGCCAAGAAACUACCCAAAGUCGGAGCUUGGCCCGGUCACCGAUGGGUGAAUAAUGACUUAGUCAAUGCCAACCCCCAUCCCGUCGACUUCAGACGGAUCGAGAAUAUGCCGCAUGAUUGGAAAGGCUCGUCGCGGACCGCAAAGCUUGCCGACGAUGCUGUCAAAAAGGUCACCCCGGAGAUUGAGCCGUAUGGCCUCACGUUCAAGAAGCUGCUGGCCUGGGGCGGGCUGGGUGUCGCGGCUGUGUUCGAGCUGCAGGACAAGAAUGGCAAUGCCCGGCGGCAGGUUGUUGUCAAGGCCGAUCUCCACGCCGGUUACCCUCUCAUCCACAAGGAGAAGUCGUUCUUCGCGCAUCUCCUGCGGGCAAGACACAUCGCCCAAAUGGUACGGAUCCGCUUCAACAAGACCCAGGUGGCGGGCUCAAAGCGCAAGACGGAGCAGACCGACGCCAUGGAGGAGGAUGACAAAAGCUCGCCAAACAAGAGAAGGCGACUCUUAGCCGGAAAAAGGGAGCCGCCGGCUCCGAGGAAGCUCCUGAAGCUGAGUCCUUCUAGCAAGAAGGGAAAGGAGAAGACCGACAGCUCAUCACCAUCUUCUGAUGCUUCGGGCGGCGGGGCUUCGCUUCAGACGCGGGUCUUCAAGGUGCCGGAGAGCACUCCGGAUAGCUCUCCCCACACGACGCCCCACGGCAGCAAGGAUCUUAGCACCAGACAAGACGUCCUGGUCCUCGAGCUGGUGAGCCGAGGCAACCUCUACAAGUGGAUGUGCAAGAUGGGGUCGGAGAAGAAGGAUUUCUCCGACAAGGUGUUGUGGCGGUUCUUCGAAUGCCUCUUCAAGGGUGUCGUCGCAAUGGCUUAUCCCCCACGGCUCUAUCCCAAUUUUGAGGAGACAGGAGGGGAGGGUGGGCCCAUGGAAGACGAAAGACUGCCAAAGGAGAAGGAUAAACUCGGUCCUACUUUGGCCCAUUUCGAUCUGGACCCGAGCAAUAUUCUCGUUGGCAAUUUCAAUGUCGCCGGCGCACAUGGCAUGACUCCAAUCCUCAAGAUAACAGAUUUUGGCCUGUCCAGAUGGACCGACGAUAUCAAGCGUGACAAAGUACGGAUGUGGAGGUCGAGGAAGAUGGGGAAAUACAACAAUGGAUACCUGGCACCGGAGCAAUUCCAUGAAGAAUGGGACUGGGUCAACCUGUAUCCCGACGCGGAGAAGCCCAAGCCACGAAUCGCGGGGAAUUACAGCUGGAAGACAAACCUCUACCACAUCGGACUAAUCAUGUGGUCACUCAUCACGCACUGCAACCCCCCCAGGGCCCCCUACCCGAACGAGGUAAGCACGACGACCGUCGACUCGGCCGGCAAGAAAGAGACGAAGUGGACGUACGGCGCGGCGCUGCUGGCGGACACAUUCGCGCACGUCGACGCCGACCUGCGCGUCAUGGUCGUCAACGCCAUGAUGGAGGACCCGGCCGACCGCCCGGGCUUCGAGGAUGUGGCCCGCAUCAUCCGCGAGAAGAUCGACGGCGCGUGGCCGGGCGAGUCCGACGAGGACACGAGGAGGUGGGCGCGCGAGUUCUUCGAGACGCCCGGCGUGCCGGGGCCCGAGGAGCCGAGCGCCGUCGAGGUUAGGUUUGAGCAGGUUGUUGCGUCGCUGCAGAAGGCUUGGAUUUGA
Messenger RNA from Phialemonium atrogriseum, 1797 nucleotides. RefSeq names its product kinase-like domain-containing protein. The transcript is spliced from 8 exons. NCBI's taxonomy places the organism in Eukaryota, Fungi, Ascomycota, Sordariomycetes, Cephalothecales, Cephalothecaceae. Gene Ontology annotation, biological process: protein phosphorylation. Gene Ontology annotation, molecular function: ATP binding; protein kinase activity. The record is from RefSeq and is a predicted model, not a curated record. The coding region runs from base 1 to 1797 and encodes 598 amino acids.